UGACAGUUCGCAUCUUUGUUGUAAACAACGGGAAAAUUUUCUACUGAUGCAGUUUACGGGUUUCCUGAGCGCUUUCGCAGCUUUAGUCAAGAUAAUUCACCAAAAAUCCAAUUAAAAGUCAUGAUAAUUUUAUAGUUUGCUGCCUGAACGUUUCGUAAAAUGUUGACCUCAAAGAUAAGCAAAGUGGGCAAGGUGGUAAUUUGCGGUGCCAAAGGUGUCGGAAAGACCGCCAUUCUGGAGCAAUUGAUCUACGGCAAUGUUACCAUCGAGUCGGAAAUUCACAGCACAAUUGAGGACACCUAUGUAGCAAGUGUUGAUACAGGAAAGGGCAGCCGAGAUACGUUGAGGAUCUACGACACUGCUGGCCUUCAGGGCAGUGUUCAACUGCCGAGACACUAUCUGUCCUACCCGGAUGCCUUCGUUUUAGUAUACGACCCAAGUGAUCCAUCCAGCUUGGACAUGCUCGGUGGAAUCAAGAGUGAUAUCGAUAAGUAUAAAGAUAAAAAAGAAAUAUUCAUAAUCGUGAUAGCAAAUAUGCGGUCUCGGCAGACCCGCUCGGCCGGAUCAUCCCCGAUCAAUUCCUCUCAGCAUUAUCAGCUGAACAACGAUGCAAUCGAAUCGAAUCUCACGCGGGCCAACAAUUGGUGCGCUCGUGAGAGGAUCAAACACUAUACCGUCAAUGCAAUGGAACGGGCUUCGCUGUACGAACCAUUCGUGCAGUUGGCCAGCCGAUUGUAUCCUCCUCAGACAAAGAGUAGCUUCCCACAGCUUCGUCAACUGACACAGAAAACCUCCAAAGUAGACAACAGUUAGUGAAAUGUUCUGUGCAUUUUUAUACUAGGAACCAAAAAUUGCUUGAGUUGGAGUCGACAUGGCGCGACUCUUGCCUGCUCGAGACUAAAACGGUCUGAACGAGCCUAUUGGGCUGUUCUUAGUGAUUGUACGUUGCAAUUAUUACUAGAGUAUUAUAGUUUCUUUCCUUUUAUGUUCAGGGAACCCGUUAGACUGCACUUUAUUGUAAUGGAGUUUUAAAAAUUAUUUAAAAGAAGAAGCACCAUUCUCAUUAGGGCGGCGCAAGGCCUCGGCAUCCUCGAAUUAGAACGCUAAGUUCAAUGGGCAUUUACAACGCCCGGCGAGUUGUACUUAGUAGUUGAGAAGGUUUGAUGGAUAAGCGAUACUUUGAUUCGUGACAAAUCGUGUGUUAUGAAUAGGAGAAGGCUACGUCAUUUGUGUACCCUCUUUUAUCCGUUUAGGUUCAUUUUUAAGUAUUAGUUCAUUACGCACCCAGUUUAUAAGCAUUCUGCUUCCUAUUAGUCAUCUAUCGAAACGUGCAUCUCCUGAAAACGUACUUACUAGAAUUAAGGCUCGGAAAAGUAAAGUUAGGAUUAGUUGAUAUCAAAUAGUAAGGAAAGCAAACCCAAUAGAAACGAAAUACAUUUAUUUUGCUUUACAACAUUUUGAUUGCAA
This is a messenger RNA of Aedes aegypti (yellow fever mosquito), 1467 nucleotides long. RefSeq names its product NF-kappa-B inhibitor-interacting Ras-like protein (gene kappaB-Ras). Gene Ontology annotation, molecular function: GTP binding; GTPase activity. NCBI's taxonomy places the organism in Eukaryota, Metazoa, Arthropoda, Insecta, Diptera, Culicidae. The transcript has 3 exons. Gene Ontology annotation, biological process: canonical NF-kappaB signal transduction. The coding region runs from base 160 to 813 and encodes 217 amino acids. The record is from RefSeq and is a predicted model, not a curated record.